Molecule: messenger RNA, 2010 nt
Organism: Malassezia sympodialis ATCC 42132
Lineage: Eukaryota; Fungi; Basidiomycota; Malasseziomycetes; Malasseziales; Malasseziaceae
Source: the annotation of a RefSeq genome assembly
AUGACGUACGUGAGAGUGACUGACCGCAGGUCGAACCCGAUUGAUCUGCCGCAGAUCACGGUGCUCGGUAGCCAGUCGUCCGGCAAGAGUAGUGUGCUGGAGAACAUUGUCGGCCGCGACUUUCUGCCGCGUGGCACGGGCAUUGUGACUCGUCGCCCGCUCGUGCUCCAGCUCAUCAACCGUCCGUCGGCGUCGGGUGCGACGGAGCCCACGGGCCAGACGAACGAGGACGAGUGGGGCGAGUUCUUGCAUCUGCCGGGCGAGAAGUUCCACGACUUUCAGAAGAUCCGCGACGAGAUUGUGCGCGACACGGAGCUCAAGACGGGCAAGAAUGCCGGCAUCAGUGCGCAGCCGAUCAACCUGCGCAUCUACAGCCCGCAUGUGCUCACGCUCACGCUCGUUGACCUGCCGGGCCUGACGAAGAACCCUGUCGGUGACCAGCCCAGGGACAUCGAGCGCCAGAUCCGUGACAUGCUGCUGAAGUACAUCUCGAAGCCGAAUGCGAUCAUUCUUGCCGUCACGGCGGCCAACACGGAUCUGGCCAACUCAGACGGCCUGAAGCUCGCGUCGGAGGUCGACCCCGACGGCACGCGCACGGUCGGUGUGCUGACGAAGGUGGAUCUGAUGGAUGCGGGCACGGACGUGGUUGACAUCCUGGCGGGCCGGGUGAUUCCGCUGCGCCUGGGCUACGUGCCGGUGGUGAACCGCGGUCAGCGCGAUAUUGACACGCGCAAGACGGUGUCGGCGGCGCUCGAGGCGGAGCACGAGUUCUUCGCGAACCACCCGAGCUACAGCUCGAAGGCGCAGUUCUGUGGUACGCCGUUCCUCGCGCGCAAGCUGAGCACGAUCCUGAUGCACCACAUCCGCAACACGCUGCCGGACAUCAAGACGCGCAUCCAGUCGCAGCUGAAGAAGUUUGAGAUCGAGCUCGCGUCGCUGGGCGGUGCGAUGGGCGACACGAGCUCGGGCAACGUGGUGCUCUCGAUCAUCACGGACUUUUGCAACGAGUUCCGCCAGGUGAUUGACGGUAACAGCAACGACCUGAGCGUGAACGAGCUGGCUGGUGGUGCGCGCAUCAGCUUUGUGUUCCAUGAGCUGUUCAGCAACGGCGUGAAGAGCAUCGAUCCGUUCGAUGCCGUGAAGGACGCAGAUAUCCGCACGAUUCUGUACAACUCGUCGGGAUCAUCGCCUGCACUAUUCGUGACGACGUCCGCGUUCGAGGUCAUUGUCAAGCAGCAGAUCCGCCGCCUCGAGGAGCCGAGUCUCAAGUGCUGUGCGCUUGUGUACGACGAGCUGGUGCGCAUUCUGUCGCAGCUACUUGCCAAGAACUCGGCGUUCCGGCGCUUCCCCGCGCUGCGCGAGCGCUUCAACUCGGUGGUGAUACAGUACUUUAAGCGGUGCAUGUCGCCGACGAACAAGCUCGUGUCGGACAUUGUAUCGGCGGAGGCAUGCUACCUGAACACGGGCCACCCUGACUUUUUGUCGGGCCACCGCGCCGUGGCGAUUGUGACGGAGCGCUUCAAUGCGGCGCAGACGCCAGCAACGACCGCCGAGUUCCGCAGCGGCAAGCCGAUCCCGCCGGGCCUCGCCAACAACAACAAGGACCUCGACGUUGACAUCAAGGAGUCGUCGGGCUUCUUUGGCAGCUUCUUCCCGAGCAAGAACAAGGCCAAGAAGGGCAUGAUGGAGCCGCCGCCACCGAGCCUCAAGGCGUCGGGCACGCUGACGGACCGCGAGGCGAUGGAGACGGACGUGAUCAAGCUGCUGAUCACCUCCUACUUCAAUAUCACGAAGCGCACCGUGAUCGACAUGGUCCCUAAGGCGAUCAUGCUCAACCUCGUGAACCACUCGAAGGAGAACAUGCAGCGCGAGCUGCUGCAGGCCCUCUACCAGCCCGACAUCCUCAAGGAGCUCAUGAAGGAGUCUGACCAUGUUGUCGCGCGCCGUCGUGAGUGCGUCAAGAUGAUCGGCGCGCUCGAAAAGGCGGCCGAGAUCUGUGCCACGGUCUAG